UAAACUUGUUCCAUAAAGUAUCAAUUAAAUUUAUUUUAUUGAUAAUAAAUUUAUUUCUGCAUCUGUAUUACGUGUAUUUUUAUUAUUAUUUUUUAUAUCAUUUUAAAUAUAUUACUGUAUAUGAAUCUAUGUCAUUGUUCAUCUCGUCUUGGAUACUUCUGUCAUCUAAAAAAAAAAAAUAAAAUCAUCGAAUAGUCAUCAUCAGCCACUAUCGCCGAUAAUCAUCAGUUUGUUUAUGUAUAAUUGUGCUCAGCUGUUAGAAAAAAUAAGAUAACAUCUAAUAUUGUUAACAAUGUGGAUUGUUUCUUUGUAUUAUUGGAAGAUGAAGAGGAAUCAGGGAAAUUUACGAGUCUUCCAAUGGCGAGUUUUAAUUUUAUUAAUUCCAUUAUUGGUAGUGGAGUUAUCGGUAUUCCGUAUGCACUUCAUCAAUCGGGUUUUGGUUUAGGAAUUUUUUUAUUAAUUAUCGUAGCAGUAUUAACUGACUAUUCUCUUAUUUUAAUGGUAAGAAGUGGGCAUAUUUGUGGAGAAAUGAGUUAUCAAGGACUAAUGAGAGCUAGUUUCGGAAGGCCUGGAUUUUAUAUUCUAACGGUUCUACAAUUUAUUUACCCUUUUAUAGCCAUGAUAUCUUACAAUAUUGUUGUCGGUGAUACUGUGACAAAGGUAAUAAUCAGGGUAACUGGGAUAGCAGAAAGCAAUAUAUUUGCACAAAGAGAAGUUGUAAUAUUAUUAGCAACUUUAAUGAUAACAAUUCCAUUGUGUCUCUAUAGAAAUGUUGCGCGACUUGCUAAAAUAUCAUUUCUAUCUCUCGUAUGCGUUGCUUUCAUUUUAUUAGCAAUUUUUAUUAGAAUGGGUACCAUGUCAUCUCUUGUACCGGACAGAGCAGACAGUUGGGAAUUUGCCAAUAUGAGAGGAAUAUUGCCAUCAAUUGGAAUAAUGGCAUUUGCAUUUAUGUGCCACCAUAAUACAUUCCUCAUUUAUGGGUCAAUAGAACGCGCCACCCAACAGAAAUGGGACAUGAUAACCCACUGGUCUCUAUUUACAUCUUUCCUCAUUGCUGCGGCAUUUGGAAUAGCCGGCUACGUCACAUUCACAAGUUACGUUCAAGGAGACCUCAUGGAAAAUUAUUGUUGGGACGAUGAUCUUAUGAAUCUCUCGAGAGUAAUGUUUAGCGGAACAAUUUUACUUACAUUCCCCAUUGAAUGUUUCGUAACACGUGAAGUAAUCCUAACGGCCAUAAAAGGUACCACUGAAACAGAAAACCAUGAUGUAUAUAUCGCUGGAUCCGACAGACGUUAUCUUAUAAUAACAAUGGGAAUAGUAACGCUAGCUUAUUUAGUAUCAAUGUCUGAAGAUUGUCUUGGUGUUGUACUGGAGCUUAAUGGUAUUUUAGCAGCAGUACCAUUGGCUUAUAUAUUACCGGCCUUGUGUUAUAUAAGACUCGAAGAAGGUCCACUUCUGUCUCCUAAAAAAAUACCAGCAAUGGGUUUACUUUCUGCGGGAGCAUUUACAGCUAUUGCUGGUUUAUACCUUCUCAUCUUCCAUAACCAUACUGCUGAUUCGUGUAAACACGGACAAGUAAUGCCAUACUGUGUAAUUAAUUCAACUAUUGCAAAUAUUUCUACUACUGCGACUAAUGUAUUAGAAACGUCUUCCUUACCACCAAAUUUAACAACAGAAAUCACAAAUUUAGUGACGACAAUCGCUAGUACUGUACUUUAAUUUUUAAAUUAAUUAGGCGUCAUAUUAAGUUAUUAAUUAAUUAAUUAAUUUUUUUUCUAGUAUAUUUAUUAUUAAUGAUAGAUAACAUUCGCCAAACCAAAGCUGUAUUUAGAUUACAAAAAAUUAUAUGAUAGGGAUCAUUAGUUUGUAUUUGCAAUUUUAAAUUUAGAGAUUAACGAGAUUUUUUUUUAAACUCUCGCGGUUAUGGAAAUGCCUCAAAAACACGGUAAAAAUACUGCGUAAUUGCGGUAAAAUUUUAGUUAUUUUGUCGAAUUAUUGCCAAAAGUGUACGAAAUAAAUUCAGAAUUUUUACGAUAAUAGAACAGAAAAAUUGCGGCAUUUUAACAGCAUUGAAACCGUAUUAUACAGAGUAUUUUUUAGUAUACUUGCGGGAAUAUUGUAGCAUCAAACCGUUCCUGGUUGAAAAAUCCGAUUCACUUCAAUAGGAUUUGAUCCUCUUGAAAUGAAUCGGAAAUUUUCGAAAAAUAUAUUAUUUUCCGAUUAAAACCUAUUGAAUCCCAUUCAAAAUUUUUAAUUGGAAUGAAUCGGUUCUAAUCGGAAAAUAAUAACGAAAUAAAAAUAUUAUUUUACUAUUGGAACUGAAUUAUUCCGAUUAAACUCAAUCGGAUCCCAAUCGGGCUCAAUCGGAAUUCUCAACCAGGAGUUCUAGUUAUGUUCACUUAUAUACAUUUUCUUGUUUGAAUUAGAAAAAAGUAAACUAAUAGAAUAAAAGAAAAACAAAUUUAUAUUUUGCACAUUUUCGAUGAUUUGAAAUGCAGGAGCGAACGAAAUAUAAAACUGAAUUUUUUAGAAUUUUUCAUUAUAUCAGCAGGAAUCUGGCAAAAUUGCAGGAUAUCGACGCUACUAUUGCCGGAAAAAAACGAUUUGAUUAUUAUAAAAUUAUCAUAUUAUUCCCUGGUGAAUCUGAAUUAUGGUCUAUUAUCGUAAUUUUCCGCAAUUUACCGUAAAAUACGAUAUUUUUACUGCUAAUUUAUCGCGUUUUGCGGCAAUUUACAGUAAUAUCUGACGUUUUCUGUGGAUUACGGUAAAAUACGGCAAUUUACCGAAAUUUGCGGCAUUUUUACCACAAGCACCGUAUGCUUUUUUAUUUUCACAGUGCAAUACUUUAAUUUACAGUAAAGUACCGUAGGUUAACCGUCUUGUACCGCAGGUUCGCGGUAAAAAAUACCGCAGCUUGGCCGUAAUAUACCGUUCGUUUACUGUAAAGUACCGUAUUGUACCGUUAAGUACCGUUAUUAACUAUAAAGUUCCUUAAAUUAUGGUAAUUUGGAUCCACCAGGGAUCGUAUCAUAGUUUUUAUGGAGAAUUUGUUCGGUAAAAGUUCGGCACUUUUCCAGAAAUUUUACUGUAAUAUUCUGGUGACUCUACAGCAUAAGUACGAUAAAUAUACUGCAUAACUAUAGUAAAAAAACUGUCCAAUAUAACCAUCCAGGUCAGAUACGAGGUACGGUAAAUUACCGUAACUAAUGUAAUUUACUCGUGCGGAAUAAUUACGGUAUUUUACGGUAAAUUACAAAAUUUUAUUAUAGAUGUGCGAGAUAUUUGCGGCAAAAGUACGGUAUUUUUACCGUAAAUUUGCGGCAGACCUGUGGGGCAUUUUACCGUAAAGUGAGGUAUUGCACUGUUACACUGUAAAAAAUAAAAAAGCAUAUGGUGCUUACAGAAAAAUAUCGCUAAUUUCGGUAAAUUGCCGUACUCAACCUUAAUUUACCGUAAAUAACCGUAAAUUAGCGCAAAUUGCGGUAAAUUUGUCAUAGAAACCUCGUAUUCUCGGUAAAUUACGGCGAAGUCUGGUAAAUUACAGUAAUUAAUCGGAACAUGGAUCCGCCAGGGAUGUACACAGAAAAAAAAGUUAUCUUGAGUCAAGAAAGUAUUUUGGAAGACAAACGUUUUCGGGAACCAAGUCAAGAUUUUCUUGAGCCAAGAGAAUUUGUCUUGGUCGGAGAAGAUUUCUACUUUAUCUGAGAAAAUUUAGGUAUCCAAAAAAAUGUUCUUGAAUCAAGAAUUAUUUACCUUCAAUCGAGAAUUUUCUUUUCUGUGUAGUUACGCCAAAUUAUUAAAAAAUUAUAACAGUAAAUUUACGGCAUUUUCAAAACCGCGAGGGAAAAUUUUUUUUUUUAAUUUUUAUGUGCAAUAGCCAAUUUAUUUACGUAGUUAAGAAAUGACAAAUGCACAAAGCAAUCAAAAAAUAAUAUUUAUAAUGAAUGAACUUUUUUUUUAAAUACUUUAAAUGCAAGCUUUAUAAAUGGGUAUAAAUUAAGAAAAUUAACAAGCAUUCCAUGAAAGUAUAAAAAAAAAGUAAAUAAAUAAUUUUAAUUUUUUUUAUAAAACAUUUUUUUUCUAAUUAUUUUAUAUUUGUGAUAUUUUUUUUUUAUUAUAUAUUUGUAAUUAUAAUUUAUACUGCGUUUAUGUAUAUAUAUAUACAUUGUUUAAGAAUUGAUAUAUGUAUAUAAAAUGAUGUACAUGAAUUAUGCAAACUGAUCAAAAUAAUCAACUGAAAAUAUUCAUAAUUUUGUUUAUUAAAAAAAUAACGAAAGUAAAAUUCUCUUAGUGAAUUUUUUUUUUCUACUUGAAAUUUUUCCGCAAUUUAUAUUUUUAUGGUAAAUAAUAAUUAAACGGGUUAAGAUAAAAAAACUGAUAAGAUUGUCAAGUAAAUGUUAAUAAUAAUAAUAAAAAAAGGGCAAAAUAGAAAAUAAGAGACGCGAAUUAUUUUUAUCGCAAUUCCUCGACCAUUUCUAACUCUGUGAUAAAUUUAUGUUUCAAUGAGCAUCAAAAGAAAGAAAAUAAAAAUAAUGAAAACAAAAAUAAAAUGUUAUUCUACUUGAAGAAUACGCUAACGAAAGUUUUAUUAUUAUUAAAUAUAAAUUAUAUUGAUCUAUAUUAUGUUAUUAUAUAUAUAUUUGGAAUGAUAAAUAAAUUAUAACUGAUUAAAUAA
Molecule: messenger RNA, 4675 nt
Organism: Microplitis mediator
Lineage: Eukaryota; Metazoa; Arthropoda; Insecta; Hymenoptera; Braconidae
Product: putative sodium-coupled neutral amino acid transporter 11
Exons: 6
Coding region: 358-1719 (453 amino acids)
Biological process (GO): amino acid transmembrane transport
Molecular function (GO): amino acid transmembrane transporter activity
Source: RefSeq, a predicted model, not a curated record